GUGACCUUGAACAUACAAUUUGAUGGCUACUACAAUUUUUUGACUGGAAACUGGAAAGGGAGUCUAAAAUAUGGUGGUUAUACUUGAGUGAUCUAUGGUCAUGGCAUGGACACUUAAAUUUGAAGAUGAUGAACAGAUCAAGUAGCAUAACAUGGUGGAUUCUAGAGUACCUAAUAACAUUAUAUAAGAGAGUUAACUAUAAUAACAACCCUGACUAAAUAUUUUAUUUAUCAUGAGUUCGAAGGUAAUUUGAGACUUCUGAGAAAUAUGUUGGAUGGUCAUAAUAGGAUCUGUAGUUAUAGCUGGAUGUGAUAACCUUUUUUGACAUAAAAAAUAAAUGUAUGCCUUUGGUAACACUACUUCUAAAAGAGAAUAAUGAGAAUGAUAUUUUUGGGACUAUAGAAAGUUGGGCAGAAUUAGGAGUUUUUGAGAUUAAAGGCUGUACAAGUUACUCAAAAUGAAAAGGCAAAAUCAUGUAAUUUUAUAGAAGUCAGGAGAUUAAAACAGAUGGGAUAAGUCAAAGGAUUGCAGAAAUGUUCACAAAUAUUAAGGAAAUAAUACGGUUAAGUUUUGAUAAAAAGAGGAAUUUGCAGAUAGAAUUGUGUAUCACAUGGUAAUGGAACUCAAACUUCACAGUGGAAUAAACCUAAUUUUACAAGAGAAUUUUGACUAGAAGUAAAGGAGUUGAACCGGCUUUCAAAUACAGAAUAUGUGACAAGGAUAUGGUAAAUCAUCAUCAUCAUUUCAAGAUGAGAGUAAAGACUAUGACAGUCUGGUAGUAGCAUAAGAAGGAAGGGAGUGCUUGAAAUGAUAAUGGGAAAUAUGAAGUGGGCACAAAGGACAGUUAUACCUUUGUUGAUCAGCUAUGUAAAAGAUUAUGCAUCAUAGUUUGAAAGAAUAUUGAGUGACCCCUUGAUUUUUGAAUAUGAAUUCAUAUUAUUAGUAUUCAUAUGCCAUUAUCAGUAGUAAUAAGAAACAACAGAGAUAAAGAAGUGAUGACAGAACUAGCUGUUGAAAAUCAGACAUAAAUUAGAUAUAAAUAGAGAGCAAGUUCAAAAUUAGAAUGUAUUGACCUGAGUAAGAAUGGUAGCAUAUAUGUAUGUAUCAGUAUUUGUUUGCUUGGAUGUAUGUAUGCAUGUAGUUAGUUUUCACUGCAAAGAGACAAGGUUAAUAAUUUGGAAAUAUAUUUUGUGAUUUGAAGGACUGGAGUUUAUAUGAAAAAUUCUGGAGAAAUAUAUUAGCCUUAAUCUCGUAAAAUGUAAGAAGGAAACAAGGGAGUCUUCAAAAGAUUUUAGAGAAAGAACUGAAGGAAACAUAUGCAGGGGCAACGAUAAGGAGACUGAAUAAUUGGGUGGAGAAAUGGAGCGCUAUUUUAGAAUGCCAGAUGGGAUUUAGAUAAUAUUUUUUUUGGACUCCAAUAGGAAAGAAUUUGGGUGAAAUGGGGAUCACACCUGCAAACACAAAGGAUGAUUCUGGUUGUAACCGGUUUCAGCGCUACAAUCUUAAUUAUGUAUCAAGCCCACAGAAGCACACAGUUCCUUCAUCAGCACACAGUUUAUUGAAUCAGAUUACUCCAGGCUGCUACAGUGACUACAUCAUAACUUUCAAUGGCAUAGAACCUGACAAGUUCUAUCUGUAUGACUAUCUUUUAUAUUCUGUCAGAGUUGUUCACAAUGGAGUAUCUCAUGGCAAUCAGCCACCACCAGUAUCUGUGUCCGAAGAUCAGGUCUGGCGUGAGUUUGUGCGGGCAGAAGGUUUUGGGGAGCCAGCCAGUAUAUCUUCUAAGCAGUAUUUUGAAUUAUGGCAACAGAAGAUUCAAUCACCAGAAGUGUUUAAUACUUUCCUCAGGCAACAUUCUGAAGGAAUUUUUAACUCUGAUGAUGUGGAUGGUGCCAACAGUCUUGGAUCAUGAAACAUUAUUUUCAUAUCUGGAAACCACUUUGUUCCAAUUCAGUGAGUGUUUCGGUUUUCUUUACAUUCCUAUUCUGGCAAUUUCAUCCUUCUGCAUUUCAUGGACUCAAGGUUGAAGGAAAUGCAGAUAAUCAGAAGAAAUUUGUAAUUCAAAGUCAUCUUAUUUCAACUCAAAUGUUGCAUCACAAAUUAGACUAUUGAAGUAAUCAUAGUUUUAGUGGAACAGUAUAGUACAAAAUGGAUGAGUUUACAUGGUAAUAAUGUUUUUGGAAGGGGGGAGGCUUGGUCUGUACCUCCCCUCAGUUAUCUGUGUCUAAGAUGAAAUUAUAUGUACGUACAUAUAUAUAUAUAUAUAUAAAGAGAGAGAGAGAG
Messenger RNA from Zootermopsis nevadensis, 2283 nucleotides. The record is from RefSeq and is a predicted model, not a curated record. Lineage: Eukaryota; Metazoa; Arthropoda; Insecta; Blattodea; Termopsidae.